Pyrenophora tritici-repentis Pt-1C-BFP is the source of this 1086-nucleotide messenger RNA. Its product is annotated as ORC6 domain containing protein. Gene Ontology annotation, molecular function: DNA binding. The record is from RefSeq and is a predicted model, not a curated record. Gene Ontology annotation, cellular component: nuclear origin of replication recognition complex. Gene Ontology annotation, biological process: DNA replication. Lineage: Eukaryota; Fungi; Ascomycota; Dothideomycetes; Pleosporales; Pleosporaceae.
AUGAGUCGCGCAAACAUCGAACAAGCCCUCACAGGUCUCGUCCCUGCACUCAGCGGGCCCCUACCACCCGAACUCAUCGAACUAGCCCUAUCGCUACUCACUCGCUCCCGCAGUGUCGCAACCUCCAUGAAACCCGACGAAGAAAUUGCCCGCCCAUACGCCUGCGCCCAACUAGCCUGCGAACGACUCAAGAAACGACUCAAUCUCCCUGCCAUCACAUCCCGCCCACCGUGUCCCCCACGCAUCUACAAGAAACUCUACAACUACCUCAGCAGCGCACUCCCAGACGCCACAAGUAGCACACGAUCAGACCCUCAGACACCGCGUAAAGCCACCACCUCUGCCCCUGCAUCCGCGCGCAAUACGCCCAAGACACCAUUGAGUGGGAAAAAGACACCGCGUACGGCGCUGAAAGCCAGCGAGACCAAUGGCGAGGCGCCAGAGUGGGUUGGGCCCAUGAUAAGAGCUCUCGCCAAAUCUUUCAAUUAUCCGGCCUCAAUCCCACACGUAUACACAGGCGUAGAAUCGAUAUAUCCACUACUAGCGCGCAUGGCAGCUGCAGCAUCGGAAACACCAAGUAAACGGCCGCGACGUAGUACGACCAACAACUACGGGGAUGUAAGCAAUACGCGGACGUUUAGUCUCGUGGUCGUGGUUUUCCUGCUCGUCUUCUCGCGCAUGAGAGAUGUAGAUGUCACACCGGAGCAGUAUAAUGUUUGGGUGAAUAAGGCGGUGGGUACGGUGUUGACGCUGCCAGAGGCAAAGGGAAGUGUGAAAGAAGACGUGGUGCCGGUAGUUGAGGAGACCAUGGGUAUGGCGAGGGAGGAGGGGUGGUUGCAGAUGCAGUGGUUUGAGAGCGUGACACCGCAGGGUGAAGGGGAUGAGAUGGAGGGGGUGGAGACGACUGAGAGUGUAGGUAACAGUGGGAAAAAUAAGGGUGUUCGGUCUGGUGGGAGCGAUUAUAUUGGUUUAGGCACUAUGAUGCAGGACGCGACUGAUUAUCUGGGUGAGCGACAGCAGGAAGAUUAUAUGGUUUGGAAAGAAAAUAUCCUGGCGCGUGUGCAGGAGAUGGAGGCAGGGGCAUAG